This is a messenger RNA of Adineta steineri, 1011 nucleotides long. The record is from the annotation of a GenBank genome assembly. NCBI's taxonomy places the organism in Eukaryota, Metazoa, Rotifera, Eurotatoria, Adinetida, Adinetidae.
AUGAAUAAUAAAAUAAUUGAAAAUAUAACAUUAUAUGCAUCUUCAUUAACAAUUAUAAUUGGAAUAUUGGGUGGAAUUUGUAAUAUAAUUACAUUGACAUCAAAAGAAUUUCGUUUUAAUUCUUGUGGAUUUUAUUUUUUAUGUUCAACAAUAUUUGAUUUAAUGUAUUUAUUCAUAAGUGCUUUAACACGUUUAAUUAUUGAUCAUUUGUCGAAGAUGAAAAUUGAUCAAACACUUUUCUUUUGUAAAUGUCGAGCUUAUUUAGCUAUUUUAACACCAUCUUUAUCAACAUUAUUUCUAAUGCUUACAACAAUUGAUCGUUAUUUAUCAACAUCUUCUUCGAGAAAACGACGUCAUUUAAGUCGAAUACAUAUUGCUUGGCCUAUUGCAAUUUUAAGCAUAAUGAUCAUUUUAAUAACUCAUUCUCCUAUACUUUUCUUCAAUCAAAUUGAAAAAACAAAUCUAACAAAUAAUAAUUAUCGUUGUGUACCUACUGCAAGUUUUUAUACAAUAUUAAUGAAUAUCUAUCUUUUUCUAUUUAAUCCAUUUGUAGUAUAUACAACAAUGUUUAUUUUUAGUUUAAUAACAUUAAUUCGAAUGAGAACAUUACAAUGUCGAUUAGGUUCUUUAAAUCAUCGAUUACGAAGACAUCGAAUCAUUGAUCGACAUUUAAUAACUAUUAUGUUUGUUCAUGUUGGUUUGGCAAUGACAAUAACAUUUGUUCGUUGUGCAUUUUUAGUUUACACAUUUUUGACAAAUAAUACCAAGAAAAAUCUUUCGAGAAUAACAAUUGAAUUAUUUCUGGAUAAAUUCUCUAUUACUCUUUAUUAUAUGAAUUUUGCUAAAUCAUUUCCUGUAAAUACAAUAACAAGUACACUCUUUCGUCGGAUAUUUCAUCAAAGAAUCAUCCGUUUAUUCACUCAAAUAUGUUCACUUUGUACAAGAAAACAAUUGGUCAUCCAUCAUAGUAUCAUGAAACACCGUCCAACUAACAACGAACAAUAUCUUUAA